This is a messenger RNA of Ficedula albicollis (Collared flycatcher), 2628 nucleotides long. RefSeq names its product ADAM metallopeptidase domain 8 (gene ADAM8). The record is from RefSeq and is a predicted model, not a curated record. Gene Ontology annotation, molecular function: cell adhesion molecule binding; metalloendopeptidase activity. The transcript is spliced from 21 exons. Bases 1 to 2628 code for a protein of 875 amino acids. Lineage: Eukaryota; Metazoa; Chordata; Aves; Passeriformes; Muscicapidae. Gene Ontology annotation, biological process: positive regulation of cellular extravasation; regulation of cell-cell adhesion; proteolysis.
AUGGGGAUGCUUUCCCCGGGGAAAGUCCCGGGACGCGCCUCUGUGCUCGCCCCCCGAGGGGGAGGCCCCCACAGCCGCCAGACGCCGAGUCACACGCGGUGGCAUCACCAUGGGGAGCUGGAAAACCUCUCUCCGUGCUGCUGCACCAGGGGCUCGGCGGGGGUUUCGAGCCCCGAAGGGACUCGCUCGCUCUCGGGUGAUGCUGAGCGCUCUGUGGGAGCCGGGCUGGGGGGCUGCAGCUCCCUGGAAAUACCAGCAGGGGACUCCUCCAGCUCGGGAUAUUCUGUGAUACAGUUCCCGGGCACGUGUCUCAAAGCCCUUGGGCUUUUCUCAGGCUCCGGCGCCGGGCUGGAGGAGCGGCUGCCCCACGUCGAGAGGGACGAGACGGUGCUGCCGCGGGCGCUGCCGGUGCCCCGGGGGAAGAGGGACCUCUCCGCGCCUCCGAGCACCUACCCAGACCACGUCCUCUACAGCGUCCGUGCCGAGGGCAGGGAAUACCUCCUGUGGCUGGAGAAGAACAGGGCCCUGCUGGGGCAGCACUACACCGAGACUCACUACUCGGCCGACGGCUCCGAGAUCACCGAGAAGCCGGACACGCAGGAUCACUGCUUCUACCAGGGACGCGUGCGGGGACACCCCGGCUCGGCAGCGAGCAUCAGCACCUGCGGCGGGCUCAGCGGGUUUUUCCGGGUGAAUGAGACCACCUUCCUGCUGGAGCCGCUGGAGGGGGCGGUGGCCGGCCGGCACGCCGUGUACCGAGCAGCUCACCUGCGGGGCAAACGCGGCACCUGCCGGCAGCCCGGGGCCACCCUGGAGUACGACCACGAGCCCAAAAUCCCCGCAGCCAUGAAGCUCUACCGCUGGAAAUCAGGUCCCGUACAAAAAGGUCCCCGGUACGUGGAGCUGGUCCUGGUGGCAGACAACCAGGAGUUCAGGAAGCACAAGGACCUCCGCACCGUGCAGAACCGCAUGAAGGAAAUCGUGAACCACGUGGACAAGCUCUACCAGCCCCUUCGCCUGCGGGUGGCCCUGAUCGGCCUGGAGGUGUGGAACCACAGGGACAAAAUCACCGUCAGCCCCAACCCCGAGGUGACGCUGGACAACUUCCUGCACUGGCGGGAGUCGGAGCUGCUGCGGAAGAAGCCCCACGACAACGCCCAGCUGAUCACGGGCGUGGACUUCCACGGCAACACCGUGGGGCUGGCCAAGAAGCUGGUGAUGUGCACCAGGGACUCGGGCGGCGUCAACCAGGAUCACAGCACGAACCCCAUCGGUGCUGCGUCCACCCUGGCUCACGAGAUGGGGCACAACCUGGGCAUGUCUCACGACGAGGACGUCACCGGCUGCCGCGGGGGGGGGGGGGGGGGGGGGGACGUCACCGGCUGCCGCUGCCCCGUCCCCAAAGCUGACGGGGGCUGUGUCAUGGCCGGGAGCGUUGGGCUGGUCUACCCCAAGCUCUUCAGCCAGUGCAGCGAGCAGGACAUGUGGCAGUUCCUGGGGGACCCCCGGACCAGCUGCCUGCUGAACGCGCCGCGGGCGGACGAGCUGUACGGGGGGCCGGUGUGCGGGAACCAGUUUGUGGAGCGGGGAGAGCAGUGUGACUGCGGCACACCAGAGGAGUGCACGGAUCGCUGCUGCAAUGCCACCACGUGCCAGCUGAGAGAGGGAGCCGAGUGUGCCCGAGGGGAAUGCUGCCAGGACUGCAAGGUGAAGGCUGCGGGUGCGCUCUGCCGGGCCAGCAAGAACGACUGCGACCUUGCCGAGCACUGCAGCGGGCUCAGCGCCGAGUGCCCGGAGGACGUGUUCCAGGAGAACGGCAUCUCCUGCCAGCACGGCAAGGGCUACUGCUACAACGGGGCCUGUCCUUCGCACGGCGAGCAGUGCCGGGCGCUCUGGGGCGCAGAGGCGCAGGUGGCUCCCGACGUCUGCUUCAAGCACAACAGCGAGCAGCACGUCCACCUGCACUGCCUCACCGAGUACGGCAAGCAGCCCUGCAGCCCCAAGGAUGUCAAGUGCGGCACGCUGCUGUGCCUGAGCGACAACACCCAGCCCAUCCUCGGCAGCGGCUACUACUCCUUCGGCUACUACUUCGGCCGCUUCAAGUGCAAGGCGGUGAUCGCGGGCAGCGACGCCGGCGAGGCGGCCGAGCUGCGGCUGGUGCCCACCGGGGCCAAGUGCGGCGAGGAGAUGGUCUGCUACGCCGGGCGCUGCCAGAACCUCCAGGUGUACGGCGACAAGAACUGCUCGGCCAAGUGCAACAACCACGGGGUGUGCAACCACAGGCGGGAAUGCCACUGCGACCCGGGCUGGGCGGCGCCCUACUGCGAGCAGGAGAUCUCGGGGAUAGCCACAGGGGGUGACAGCGCGGUGCUGGCGGCCGUGCUGGCCGUGCUGGCGCUGGCCGGGCUCGGGCUGGGCAGCGGCGUGGUGCUCCUCAGAGCCAGGACGGCGCGGCGCUGCCACAAAGGGUGGGCGAAGCCGAAGCCGCCCAGCAAACCUCUGCCGGCGCUGAAGAGCAAAGUGCCGAGCCGCGGCGAGGGACCGCCGGGACCGGCCCUGCCACCCACCCCCUUCCAGCGCUGUCCCCCGCCAAAGGUGGCCCUGAAGCCGCCCCCGGCCAGGAGGUGA